AUGGACCCCGACACCUCCCCCUCCCCCGCCGACCAACCACCCAUAUUUAACUACGUCCUCUCCUUCCUCCUCGUCGGCGUCGCAUGGGGCUUCACGACCCCUUUCAUCCGCCGCGCCGCAGCAGACUUCAACGCGCGCCAGGAAUUGCAUCAGCAAUCGCAUGACGAAUCUCCAUCCUCCUCGAACCCACAAGACCGCGAGACAGUGGAAGAACAAGAACUCCAAUCUCGUCGUCAACGCCGGCAUCGUGACGAAGCGCACUCGGAGCAGGAAACGGAGCCGUUGCGCGAAGGCGGGUCGGAUUCGGACGAAGAUGGAGAUGAGGAUCAUCCGCCGCCGGAGGCCCGUCCGGCGUGGAUGAAUCAGGAUCGGAAUCAGGGCCGGAGCCUGACUUCCUCUGUGAAAACGAAGGGGAAAUCGAGCUGGUUGAAGACGAAAAUCGUCGGUGUCUUUUGGACGGUGGUGAAUUUGCUGCGGACGCCUGCGUAUGCGAUUCCUCUGGUUGUUAAUUUGACGGGGAGUGUGUGGUUCUUUUUACUGGUUGGGAAACAUGAACUAUCUCUAACCGUUCCCCUCGCGAAUUCGAGCGCCUUUCUAUUCACCGUGCUGGGAGAAUGGUAUGUUGAGCGCAAGGUCAUUGAGAAGGAGACGUGGUUGGGCAUGGCGCUUGUAUUGGGAGGAAUUGCGAUUUGUGUGAAGUCGAAGGGAUCUUAA
Aspergillus melleus is the source of this 714-nucleotide messenger RNA. RefSeq lists its product as uncharacterized. The transcript has 2 exons. The record is from RefSeq and is a predicted model, not a curated record. NCBI's taxonomy places the organism in Eukaryota, Fungi, Ascomycota, Eurotiomycetes, Eurotiales, Aspergillaceae. Bases 1 to 714 code for a protein of 237 amino acids.